Messenger RNA from Nomia melanderi (Alkali bee), 4383 nucleotides. NCBI's taxonomy places the organism in Eukaryota, Metazoa, Arthropoda, Insecta, Hymenoptera, Halictidae. The record is from RefSeq and is a predicted model, not a curated record.
AAAUGUACAUAUUGUAUAUUAUUGUAUACUGAUUAGUUUAUACUACGUUAAUAAUAAGAAGUAUAUGGCCUGUUACAUACCAUUAUUCCUUGACCAGGUAAAUACUCAUUAAUCAGGACAUGAUUAGGUAAUUUACUUGUUUCAAAAAUAUUACAGGAUAUUACUUUGUUAAUAUACUUUUGAAGCCACUGAAAACUUAUUGUUAGUUUAGAUUUUUUAUAUCAUCUUAUAUGCUUCUUUGUAAAAGUGAUUUUUAUAUAAUAUUUACACUUAUAUUAUACAAAUGUAUUAUAAGAUACAUACACUUGGUAUGUCUUCAGCUAUCAUACCUUUGGGGUGUGGAAUACCACCCCAAUUUUGUAACCUACGAUGACUUAACUGGUUCCAUUUUGGUAAUGGAGCAUUAUUAACAUAUUUCAUUAUUUCUAAUUCCUCCUCUUCAGUUAUAAAGUUUGGUACAUAGAUCGCUAAAUUUGGUAUCUACAAUGAAUAAAAUAUUAAAACAUGGAAAUAGUAUAUAACCUGUGUAGUAAAUGUUAAUCGUAUCAAAACAAACCUCUAAAACCACAUUUUUUUUAUACUUCUCCAUUUCGUUAUACCUAAAUAAAAUGAUAUAAUUAUGCAAACAAUUAUAAAAUUUUUGAUAAACGAUGUAUUUUUUUAAUGAAAAAAACGCAGCGCCACGUCGCAGGUAAUUGAACUAUGUAAACAAACAAAUGUAUACAGGGUGUUUGAAAAACGAGAUUCUUUUAAACAAGAUUUUCCAUAUAAAUAAUAUGUUUAUAAUUUUUUCAAAUAAAUCAGUUAUGAAGGGUAACCUACUUUCUGAUAAAUAAUUGGGAUAUCUUCUAAGUUACCGUAGACAAUAUGUAUUUACUACAUAUGCAAAUGAAGGUGCUAUGAAUUCUUAAGCAAUGGGCAUAAAAUCAAUUUUAUCUCAAGAAAUAUCCACCAUGUUAUUUUGGGUAAAAUCGACAACUUUUAGAAAUAUACAUCAACGAAAAUAAUUUAAUGCACCAUUUCAAUAUCGUUUGGAAAACAGAAAAAAGGAAAAAUGGAUAAGAAUUGCGCAAUAAAUGAAGUGGAUAAUAAAAAUUUGAUAUUUGUACAUCAGUUUCUUAUAGAUCAUAAGCUUCAAAAUACUGCUGAGACAUUAGUAACUGAAGCUACAUCAAAGGGAUUUAAAAAUUUUCCAAAUGCUUCAAAAAAGGAUGUGGACUACUUAAGUUUUCCUGAACAGUUAUUGUUGAGCUUUAAAACAGGAGACUGGAGAACAUUUUUCAGUGUAUGGAAUUCAUCAAUACCUGAAAAUGUUAAACAAACUAAAACAUACAAGAUAUUAACACUACAUCUACACGUGUAUUUUGCAAUGCUACCUAGACGUAGGAUGCUCUUACAUUGUUGCAAUGAACAAGACAAAACACAGACAAAUGCAAUUAAUUCUUUAACAUCAUUAAAUCAUCAUGGUUCUGAGCAUCAAGAGAAUUCUAUAAAUGAGAUAGAAAAAGAGAUGUAUCAGAGUAUGAGACAGUUAUGUAUGUUCUUAAACUCAACUGGCAAGGAAUUGAAGGAUGAUAUAGAAUUACAACCUUUCUUUGCAUUACCUUUUAUCGAGGAACCAAAUGCAGAACCAAGUCUGUCUAAAGUGUUUGAAGAAAGUUGGAUCACUGAACUAACAGAAAGUUUACUACUUUUUCUUGAGGAAUGCCAACAACAAAAUUUCAGAGUAGAAAGGUAUACUGAUACAAGUUCAAAAAAAUGCCAAUCUGUAGAUCAAGGAUCUGUAAUAGAUGACAUACAAAAAGACUCUGUUGCUCGAAAAAUAUCUGAACGUAAAAAUGUACCAAUCAUAGCAAAUGAUAGAAACAUUCCACUAUUUCUAGAUGACAUUGAACGCAAUGAGCAAUAUACUUUAUCUGAUGAUGCAAAGUAUACUCAAAAGUCAAAAAGUGUGCAGACAGUAUCAACAAUCUCUUCUACAGAAGAAGACUUGCAAUUGUCACAUUUGGCUAGUAACCAUAAAAAGUUAGUGCAAUGCACUCAAGAAUUAGCUGUAACAAAGUCUCAGUUAUGUACUGUUUAUUCCAAUUAUGAAAAAUUAAAGAGGAGGUUUCAUAAACUGCAUGCUGAUUAUCAUAAAUUAAUGAGCAUUGCAAGGGUCCUAACAACUGUUUUAGAAAACUCAGUAAAGGGCCAAUCUAUUAACUUUCAAGCUAUGCUAGAAACUUGCAUUAAAAUUUUUCCAGAUUUAUUUAAUCAAAAUAUAAAAGACAACUCAUAUUGUUCUUCAGAAGUAUUGAUAGAUAAAUCUCAUUCUGAGAUGAAAAUGCUUGAACUAUCUGUACCAUGUAUCACACCUGUACCUCCAAAAUUAUUGAACUUUAAAAAGAUUAAGUUACACUUGAUAAAUGGGAGCAUUAAAACUAAGUUGCUUCUCUUGCAAGCACUAAGGAAGAAAAUAACGUAUGGUCAACCUGGAGAAAGAGAGGAAGUUGUGCACGAAUAUAUAAGUAAAGACCUUCUAGGGCUCUAUGGACAAAUUGCAACGUAUAAGGGUAUAUCUAUUUUACCAUAUUUAUUAACUCCAGACAAUGUUAGUAUGUCCCAUCCAUUGCAACAGUCAACUACAAGAUUAUUAAAUGCAUUGGCAUCGUUUAGAUGUGGACGAGAUUAUUUGUCAUUCGAUUCUACUGUUAUUGAUGUUGUAUUCAAGUGUCUAAAUAGUGACAGUAAUACAGACACAUUUACUUGUAACAUGAUAAUUGCUGUGCUGCAAAAAUUAUCGUUACGUAAACAACAAAGAAUAUAUAUGAUAGAAAAUGGAUUAGUAGAAUGGUUAAUACAUCAUUUACAUGAUUAUUACUGUGUUAUGAAUUCUUAUCGACUAGAGUAUGCUACAGCUCUACUAAUGAACUUAUCAUUGCACCCAAUUGCUCAAAAAAGAGCAUCUACAUUGGCAUCCUUACUUAUAUCAACAUUAACUGACUUGCUCCUAACAGAUCAUUCUUCUACCUUACUGUAUAUUACUGGGGCAUUAAAUCAUUUUUUGAAAAAUCACACCAUUAAUGAAGAAAGUAAGAAGAUGGAGUUUUCAUCCCUAUUAGAACAAUAUAACAAACACAAAGAUGGUGAAGUAAGGGAGCAUCUAGAACAUAUCUUGAAAAUACACAGGGGUGAAAUUACCAUUAAAACAGAUAUUGAAGACAUUGUAGACAAUGAUAGUGAAGAAUUUGAUGUGGUGGAAAAUGAGUUAGAAGAAAAUGAUCCUAUAAAAUCUAACUAUGGAGAGUUAUGUGGAGAAACAUUGCUUGCAUAUUGUUAUGCUACAGUAUUAAAAACUAGUCAGGACAAGGAAAUGAAUUCAGAAACAUUGUCAUAUACUUUAGUACACGAUAAUGAAGAACAAGUUAGAAGUUUACAUUAUGAACAUACAUCAGUAUCAAAUGAACAAAAUUUGUCAAGGAAAAAUAGUAAAAUAACACUUGAGUCUUCAAUGACCUUAGAGGUUGGAAAUGUAACUGAUUCAAGAGCUACAUUCGAUCGUAAUCUUGGGAAAAUCGGAACAGUUAUGGAUAAACUCAGCAGUAUAGCAUCAUUGAAUGUUUGUAAUGACAACAAAGUUACAAUUGAUAAUACUUCUUACACCCAGGAGAGUGAACUUGAUACAGAAGAUGCAUUUCAAACUAAACCAAAGCUUCCUCGAACUCCACCAGAAUUAAUAUUAAAUUUUUCUAAUAAUUUUUAUAACAAAAGGUUGGACACGUGAAUAUUCGUAAUAUCUUUCAAAUAAUUUUAUUUUAAACAACGUAUAAACAGUAAUAUCUAUAAUUAAUUUUAAAUACUCAUACAAUAAAUAUGUACAAAAUAUAACAUGUUCAUCACAUCUGUCACACAAGGAUCAUUAAUAAUAUCCAGCAUAUAUAUUUCCAUAUCCUGGUAUGUAUCCACUACUACUUCGAUAUCUUCUAAGCAUGGGACUAUCUGUGUAGCUAUUGCUAUUAAAAUUACCAUGUACAUUUGGCAUGGGAGAAUAUCCAACUGAAGAGCUGCUAGGGUAACUCAUGUAAUUUGGUUUAAUUUUGUAACCUCCAGCAAUUUUACUUAGAUAUGAUGGUCCUCCAGGAUAAGUUUGAGUACUGUAACUACUUGGCCUACUAUCUUUAAACGCUGUUACUUUUCCUUUUCCAUAAUUACCAAGCGAAUAAUCGGUUUCUUGAUCUUUUGAAAGAUAGUUUGAGCCAGUGUUAGGAGUAUAAUCUCCCGAGUACUUGUUAUAUUUAGUGUAUUUUCCUGAAUUGUAAAGAUCAGAACCUCCUCUUAAGUUAGCAAUAAAGCUGUUACCAGAGCUUGAUAAAUACGUUGGAGACCCAUAAUCCCUUCCUC